Molecule: messenger RNA, 945 nt
Organism: Alternaria metachromatica
Lineage: Eukaryota; Fungi; Ascomycota; Dothideomycetes; Pleosporales; Pleosporaceae
Exons: 1
Coding region: 1-945 (314 amino acids)
Source: RefSeq, a predicted model, not a curated record
AUGGCCUUCUGCGAUGAGAUGCAACGUCUCUUGCCACGUGAGAUACGCGAAAUGAUCUAUGAAGAGCUCUGGAGCGCGAGUGGCGGCGCAACCGCUCCUGUGCACAAGUCCUGGAGCCACCUGUGCGACCUUGUAAAGGAAGACUGCUAUUGUAAAUUCGGAAUUUUGGAGGGGUGUAUGGGACACAAAGCAGCUCCACACUUCAUCAAACAGUCCUACGUUGGAAUUGAGACCGCGCGCGAGGGGCUGGAGAUGUGGUACAAGAUGGUACCUGGAGGAUCGAAUUACCGCCACCUCUUCGCAACGACGCUUUCUGAGGCAAUCCGGCUACUCACUGCAGAUGCUUUCAAAGUUGGUCUCAAGCCUACAGCGGUACUGAGAGGACUGAUUGUUGAGGUCCCCGUUAAGGAACUUGUUGCUAGCCCGGCCGAAGCGCAGGCCAUGGUUGACCAAUUACUUCGCAUCGUUCACAAACGCGACUUCCACCUUUACAUCCGACUGCCCCAGAGAAACAUCCGACUCAACCUCUGGACCCCCAUUUUUGAACUAUUGCGACCCGUAUUGACAGCUUUCAAGGAACACAGUCGGAACAUACGCGUUCAAUGGUUCUACCAACCAGACAGGACUUCGAGUAUAAAGUACGACCUCAACUCACAUAUCCGGGAUCCCGGUGCGGAAUGGAAGGAAUAUAUGAUAGAAAGUUUUUUCAAACCGCGACAACAGUGCCGCCAGGUCAGACACAGGGACUAUCUGGUGGAAGACAAUCCGGAUUAUGACCCUCAACAUCACGAAGAUACAACCAACAGAAUGAACAACUGCUUCGGCAACGAUCCAGAGACGGAUUCAGAGGACGGAUCUGACACUGGCUCAGAUGAUGGGUCUAAUACUGGCCCCGACGAGGAAAGCCCGUAUUGUAGUUCGGAUGAGUCGUAUGAUUCAGAUUGA